This is a messenger RNA of Anisakis simplex (herring worm), 570 nucleotides long. The record is from the annotation of a GenBank genome assembly. Lineage: Eukaryota; Metazoa; Nematoda; Chromadorea; Rhabditida; Anisakidae.
AUGUUAAUUUUACUCAGUCUGUGCUGCCUGAUUCCGUUGACAUCAUCAAUAUCGUCGUAUCUAGACGAUCUUGAUCCAAUAUGUCUAUUUAAAGUUUGUGUAACUGUUGAAAUGGAGAAUCACUCGGAUGUGCCGUUAAAAAAUCCGCAACUUUAUCUUCGUCACGGCCUUCUUGUGCAUUCCAUUCGAGCAGUGCCACCUCAUUCAAUGCAUUCUUUUAUGAUGCGUAAACUGUUGUGGACUGAAUCGGGUAUCGAUGGAAUUUUCACGUUCGAUGUGGGUAAUCGACAAAUCAUUGUCUACAUCACGGCACCAACCAACUUCGCAAAACAUGUCAAUCAGAUUGGUGUGGCAAUUACCAAAGAAGGCUACUAUAACAGAGCCAAACAGCACUUUGGAUCAUUGAGUAACGCAGAUUUGGGUGGAUCAUUUGAUGUUUGGGCAAUUCAACCGUCGUAUCCUAAUGACUCGAAUCGGCCCUUAGUAAUCCGCCUACCAGAAUUCACAAUCAUCGCACAAAUCGGUAUUCAACACAUCACAUCAGCCGUCAUUAGAAUUUUUCCCACAUAA